UUACUGGGCUGCGAUGGGUGUUUUCACGCGUCACCAGUGGGCGCUUCUUCCUGCGCACAAAGAGAGCAGAGCCCGGGGAUGCGCACAGUGUAAGUCUCCGCUCAGAGGCAUCGCUGUCCUCUCUGCUUCUUGGCCGCAUCUUGUGGAGUGUAAUACCCGGAGCUCGAGGAACCUCUCGGCGUAACGCGUACCACCCUCAGACAGAAUAUUCACUCAUUAAUUGUGGAAUUUAUCGAGGUAGAGGCUACUGCUAGUCCCAUCCUCGAAGACCAAGAGACGCACUUAGACGAAGCACAAUUAAGUGAAGAGCGCAAACAGUGCUGGAGCAGAGAGCAACCUCUUCUUUGGCUGUGUACAAGUGUACAAGAGUUGCUGUGAAAAAAUGUUAUCCGCUCAAUGGUACCAGAAAUAUCACAUCUAACGGAGAGUGGAAUUACAAUCAAAGCAGUUUAAUGAAGAGGAAAAAAAUUACAUCCUAGAACAAAUUAAAAUUCUUGCAUUCAAGGGAGAACAUUCCAUUCACAAGCAAUUGGAUGAGAGUCUUAUUAGCCCUUGGCAACUAAAGAUGAUGUUACCAUGGAGACAAAUUAUUCUACUAUCAAUCACUGGAUGCCUUGCAGCCUGUACAAAAGAUGUCAUAUUUCAAGGGCCAAGAUGGAGGACAGAGCCCAGUGACCUCAUUUUACCGAUCAACUCCCCAGACCAGCAGGCUACCAUCAAGUGCGAGGCAGAAGGGAUCCCUCCUCCACAGUACAGAUGGUCACUCAACGGAACACUCAUUGAUCUGGGGAAUGACUACCGGCGUCACAUGUCUGGGGGCAGCCUGAUCAUUACCAACCUGGACAAGGACCAAGACACCGGGGUGUACCAGUGCAUGGCCUUCAACAUGUGGGGGUCCAUCCUCAGCAGCAGAGCCAGCCUUCAAUUUGCAUAUCUUGAUAACUUCAAAAUACAAACGGUGAGGAGUGCUGUUAAUGUCCGUGAGGGCCAGGGUGUGGUUCUGUUAUGUGGACCACCUGCACAUUCUGGAGAUCUGACAUUUGCAUGGAUCUUCAAUGAAUACCCGUACUUUGUCCAACAAGACAGCCGUCGCUUCAUCUCUCAAGAGACUGGGAGCCUGUACAUCGCCAAAGUGGAGCCAUCAGAUGUAGGAAACUACACUUGUGUGGUGAACAACACGGUCACGAAGGAGAAAGUGCUCAGCUCUCCUACACCACUGGUGCUCAGAAAUGAUGGAGUAAUGGGUGAGUAUGAACCCAAAAUAGAAGUUCAUUUCCCCGAUUCAGUUCCAGCCGCGAAGGAAUCAAUGGUGAAACUGGAAUGCUUCGCUUUGGGAAACCCUGUUCCAGAAAUAAGCUGGAGGAGAACCAGCGGUGUCCCUUUCCCCAGCAAAGUCAAAAUGAAGAAUUCAAACGCUGUCCUUGAAAUUUCUAAUUUCCAGCAGGAAGACGCAGGGACCUAUGAAUGUAUGGCAGAGAAUCGAAGAGGCAAAAAUGCUGUGCGGGGUCGUAUUUCAUUCCAUGCUAAACCUCGCUGGCUGCAGACAAUGACAGACACAGCUUUGUCCAUCGAGGAAAACCUCUUUUGGGAGUGUAAGGCCUAUGGAAAGCCUAAACCAUCCUUCAGCUGGCUGAAGAAUGGCGAGCAACUGGUGGCUGAGGGCCGAGUACAAAUCGAAAACGGGGCCCUUUCCAUAGCUGUGCUAAACCUGUCAGAUUCCGGGAUGUAUCAGUGUGCGGCUGAAAACAAACAUGGCAUUAUUUAUUCCAGUGCCCAACUAAUGGUGUUAGCUUCACCUCCCAGUUUCUCCAAAAGUCCGCUGAGGACCUUCCUAAAAGCUCGCUCAGGCAGCAACGUCACUCUUGAAUGCAAGCCUCAGGCCUCUCCCCCAGCAAUUAGCCUGUGGAAGAAAGGGAAUGAGAUCCUGCAGAGAACUGAAAGGAUUAAUUUGCUUCCCAAUGGAACAUUAAAGAUCACCAAUGUAACCAGACAGGAUGCAGCCAGCUACACGUGCAUCGCUAAGAACCAGUUUGGAACAGCAAGUACAACUGGAAGGCUACUCGUCACUGAGCCCACCAGAAUCACCAUGAGGCCUACUAACAUGGAGAUUAUUGUUGGCGAGAGCAUCGUGUUACCCUGCCAGAUUGCCUGCGAUCCAGCUCUGGAUGUCUCUUUCUCAUGGGCAUUCAACGGCCAGCUCAUCGACUUCCAGCAUGACAGUGAUCAUUUUGAAAGAGUGGGCGGGAGUAUAUCAGGAGAUUUGAUGAUUCGUAACAUCCAGCUGAGCCAUGGAGGGAAGUAUGUCUGUGUUAUUGACACAGAUGUGGAGAGCUUGUCCACCUCUGCCAUCUUGGUUGUCAAAGGUCCACCAGGUCCUCCAGACAAGGUAGCAGUAGAGGAGAUCACCGACAGCACGGCCCAGCUCUCCUGGACCCCUGGAAGGGACAACGGCAGCCCCAUCACCGGCUACAUCAUCCAGGCCCGGACGGCCUUUACCGUAGGCUGGCAGGCUGCUGACACAGUGCCAGAAGUGGUCAAUGGGAACAUGCUGACUGCCACAGUGGUGGGGCUAAACGCCUGGGUGGAGUAUGAGUUCAGGGUGGUAGCCCGCAAUAUCGUGGGCCUGGGAGAGCCUAGCCCACCAUCAGCCAAGACCAGGACAGAGGAUGCCAUUCCUGAUACAGCUCCCACUGAUGUCGGGGGCGGAGGCGGCACAAGGUCUGAAUUAGUGAUAACAUGGGAGCCUGUGCCAGAGGAACUGCAGAACGGAGAGGGCUUCGGCUACAUCAUUGCCUUCAGGCCUGUGGGCACGGUCACAUGGACUCGAGCAGUUAUCUCCACGCCGGGUGUGGCACGUUAUGUCUUCCGCAACGACACCAUCCCUCCCUUCUCGCCUUUUGACGUGAAAGUGGGGGCGUACAACAACAGAGGGGAGGGGCCCUUCAGCUCUAUUGCCAUGGUGUACUCAGCAGAGGAAGUCCCCAGUGUGGCUCCUAAGAAGGUUAAGGCUAGAAGUGUGUCUGCAGCGCAAAUUGAAGUGAACUGGGAAGCUCUCCCUGCCAUCCCUGAAAGAGUGCUUGGAUAUGAGGUUGUGUACUGGGAAGACGACACCAAGCCUGACACUGUCGGCAAAGUGCGCAUAUCUGGAAACUACACACUGGUUAAUAUCACGGGGCUGAAUGCAAACACAGUGUACUACCUCUCCGUGGCUGCUUUCAACACGGCUGGCCCCGGGCCGCAGUCUGCGCCCAUCAACGCCACCACAAAGAAACCACCUCCAGAUCGGGCUCCGCUCAAUAUACAAUGGACCAUGAUUGGCUCCAUUCUCACAUUGCACUGGGAUCCUGUAUUAGCCACAGAGACAGAGUCAAAGGUCACUGGAUACUUGGUGCUGUUGAAGAGAAACCGCUACAAUGACAUCAGCACAAUCUGGACUAACAAAACCACUGUGGAGCUCAACCUCUCAGCCAGUGACAACUAUCUCAUUCACAUCAAGGCGAUGAGUGAGGGCGGCGAAGGUGUGGGCAGCGAACCCAUCCACAUCCACAAAUUAAGCAUGGGAGCGCGGGGCUCAGGAGCAAGCUGCCUUAGCCCGUUGUACAACUUCACAGUCCUCAUCAGCGUGCUGCUCUGCUCUGUCUGGUGAUGCCUAAUCAGAUCCUACAGAGCACCCUCCCUCCCUGUCCAUCUCUUCAGUAGGCCUGUCCUAUUUUAACCCUCCACUGGACUGGCACAAAGCCCGGGUUUCAGUGGCAGGACUGAGACCGGAAAGGACUGGACUGCACUGACCUUAAAGGGACCACACCACUUGUUUUAAAGGACCAUCAGAUAGAGACAUGAUGAUUUAUAUGCAUGAUAUCUUUGGGUAUUUUUUCCACCAUCAUAAGUGCCACCAUGCUUCAGCUUCAUUUUUAAGUUGUCAUGUCUACAUGACUUAUCUUCUUAGUAUCUUUGGAGAUACUAAUGCCUUAAACCCCAUUUUACACUUACAGUCCAUACCAAAGUAGGUGACAGAGGCUGCUUGCUUUAUGGUUUCUUUAACCUUAUUAAGAAAAUGUUUUGUACUCACAAGAAUUUGUCUUUGCAAAAUCAACAGAAACAUUAACCUGUAUAUUCAUUGGAUGUAUCCAUAUUUUCAGUAUCUCAAAAUGUAACCUUAUAGGUUCAGGUAAACAAAUUCUAUAUAAAAUCAGCUAAACAAUAAAUAAUAACCAGGCCUAUACAGAUUUAUUGAAGCUUUUGCCAAAAGAAACAUCCAUUGUAGACUUAAACGUUUUACCAGGCUUUGCAAAUAUAUGAACGAUGCAGAGCAAAUUGAUCAACUAUGCCUCAAAACCACUUAUCUCUGCAGAAUGAAAUAAUAUUAAGUCUGUUUGAGAGCCACAGGCUCCGAAGCUUUAGGCUGCUCUACAGUACUCUGAUAGAUCUUGGCAUUUUGCUCUCUAUCUUAUGCUCCUCUAAAUAAUGAAUGACUAUCAAACUCUACACUCUCACUCUAGAGAAAAAGCCGGAAAUGCAGAGAAUAGAGCUGUGUUGUGUUAUUGUGUCAAGCAGAUCCCAUGUGUACUGUUCUUCCUCUACAUUUAGAUGACCUGUGUUCUAGAUACGUAUAUCACAUCACAUAACAUGUACCAUCUACACCCCAAAUGACCAGCUGGCUCAGUACGCAGUGGACUAUAGGAUAACAGUGCCUUCACUUGAGCUCAGUUUGAUUUUUUUCUGUCUUUCCUUUUCAAAUACCUUUGAAGAAAGGUUCAUGUUGCCGAAGAGACAUUGCUUGAUUUUCUUUCUGUAGAAGUGAAUUGCGAAGGACAGGAGAGCCAGAUUGUAGAGUGAGCCCAUUAUUGGAAAAGGUAUGCUGAUUAAAUUUUUAGUGAGACAAGUACACCAGAGCAGCUAAGACAAAAAGGGUUGGAAACUUUAGGAAAUCCACAAUGGAUUAAAAUAUAUGGUGAAAUGUUUGCUCCCAGUAUUUAUGGUUUGUGGAAUAAUAACUGUAUGACUCCAUCCAUAAUCUAUGAGCUAUUAAGGCACCAGAAUAAUUGAUACCAAUACCACUGUGAAGGAACCAUGACUGGAAGUGGAGUGAAAGGCACGGCUCUCAUUUUAUCACACCCCAUCUCUGUCUUUUGGACACAUACCAGACUGAACACUAGCAAGACAAGAUGGCUACUCUGCCAUGCUAACUACUUUUACUAUAAAAUACCUGCUUUUACUAUGUGGAUGAGUCUGUCAAAAGCCACCCAAGUAAGAGCCAAGGUGUGAUUACUGGGGUCCUGACAAUGUUCGUGUGGAUGUGGAAGGAUACAGUCAACUGAACUGCUACACAUUACUGUGCCUUUGCUGAACAUGGGGCUGUGGACGGUCAUUAGUUCAGAGGCUGUCAUCGUCUGUAUGUUACACUCUCUAUUCCCCACCCCACCACAAAGUCAAAUGAAAGCACAAGGAACUGAUGCAAGGUGACUGGAUGUCCUCACUUAGCUGUCUGAACAGGUGUGCAGACCCCAGAGGCCUCGUAAAAAGUCCAAACAGCCGACAUAAUCAGGCUGUCCUAUCUGCUCCUUGACUGGUUUCAUAAAGCUCUGGGCUCGUUGAUUAGACUGCUGCAGAGCAGUCAAUGGGAUAUUGAUUUUCCUGUCCAAUUAUUACAGCUGUCACAUUUCAGCUGUUUGAUUGACUGAUGGCCACGUUCUUAUUGCACUUGUUCUGUUGUGUUACACUCAGUGAUGUUUCAAAUGCCCUCUACUGCUUCAACCCCUAUUAGACAGCUUCAAAGAUAUUCUUUUUUUGUUGUGUUUUGGAUGGUUUUGCAAGAGAUCUAAGUGUAUUUGCUCAAUUUUUCACAGAUUUUUGUAGUGUAGUGGUAGAUUGUGACUUUGAAUUGGAGCAGUGACCUGACAUUUAUUGCCUGGUUUAUUCUUUUGAGUUAUAUGUCAUACACAACCCCUGUUGGGCUGUCGUGCAGUACUGUAUCUUUCCUUCCAGCCACCUAAAAACCCAGUCACACCAGGAUUUAAAACAUUGAAAUUUCAUGGCAUAAUUGUGGGUAGAUGCAAUUGGCAAUCGUCUACUUUGAUUACUUUUUUGUGCCGUUGACCUGUCAUUAAACUGUCAUGACAUUGCUUACCUUUAAGAAAACAGUCAGAGAGUACCAAAUGGCAGGAGCUAUUGUAGCUUACUAGCUGUAUUGCUCCAUCUACUUUUACCAUAUUUUCUGUGAAAGUAUAGAAUACUCCACAACAGAGGCAUAGUCCUUUAGCAUGUUAGGAACUGGGCUUUAGUGGUACAAAUUUCUUAAAGAAUCUCUGUGAACUUCAUGUCCCUUUAUAUAUAAGUGAGACAGUUAGCUUACUAACUGACAGUUUGCAAACUCUUUAGCUUUGAGUGUCUUUUGCAAUCUGUGAACAAAAUACCAGGGGCGAAGUUAAUGGUACAGCACAGAGAAAAUAAAAGGAAGCUCAGACACCCACUGUGAACUAGUAUGUUCCCAGCUGUACAGUGUAUUUAGCCAUUAGCACAACAGCCACAGUUGUUCACAAAUUAGACCACCAAGCCUUUAAUAACUUCCGUUUCACAAAGACAGAUGAAUUUUACUGUGCCACUUCUGGUGUGACGGGGCCUGAACGCAGCUUGUGUGUGCAAAUACUUGAUCCAAGUGGUGUUAAUAUUUCAUUUAAUAUCAAAAUAAGGUGAUCUUAUAAGUAAAUGGCAGGUUAUUGAUUUACAUUGCUUAAAUAUGUGGCAGUUUUUCAAAGGUUAGCCUGUUUCUUAAGUCUGCUCAUGCUCAUAAGAAAACUAUUGUUUAUGGCCUUGUGCUUUAAUAAGUGCUACAAAGAACAAUCGAAAGAAAGUAAAGGAAGUGAUCAGAGCCACCAGCUGGAAUGGUUGAAAUGCAUUUAUCACAGAACAACAUAGGUUAUCUCUUUAUAUCCACGAACCUGGUUCAGUUAGAUUGGUUUCUGUGGUUAACGUUGCUAGAAAGGAGUGUUCCUGGUGUAGUGUAAAUAGCUUGCAUAUAUUUUUUAAACAUGGCCAUCAAAGACAACUUUAUUGCUUUUAUAUAGUGUGUUCUCCAACCUUAAUACUGGUGUAUUAAUCAAUGAUCUCUGUGAGAUACUGACAUGUAGAAUUACAUUUUCAUAUUGAAAAGUAACUGUUUUGUCUUGUAUACUAAAAUUGUGCAUGUUAAUCAUUGUUUGUGAAUUUGU
Messenger RNA from Monopterus albus (swamp eel), 7208 nucleotides. RefSeq names its product contactin 3b (gene cntn3b). The transcript has 23 exons. Gene Ontology annotation, molecular function: cell-cell adhesion mediator activity. Lineage: Eukaryota; Metazoa; Chordata; Actinopteri; Synbranchiformes; Synbranchidae. Gene Ontology annotation, biological process: brain development; cell-cell adhesion; axon guidance. Gene Ontology annotation, cellular component: plasma membrane; axon. The record is from RefSeq and is a predicted model, not a curated record. Bases 566 to 3646 code for a protein of 1026 amino acids.